UGAACUGCAGUAUUUUCUACCGGCAAUACUCCACCAUUGGACAGAAUUUUAGCUGUUACUAUUCGAAAGUGGAUCCCGGAAUGGUCAUCAGUGACCUCGACAUGUGGCAGGUGUACAUGAACCUUGUCUACGCGAUGGCUAUUCCAAUACCGUCUUUUAUAAUCUCGGUGAUAUACCUCACGGUCGCCUACUUCAAGAUUUACAACGAAGAUGAGGAGGCCCUCGUGGGUGGCGAUGAUGGCGAGGAGGGUGCUGAUGCGGAAGGUAGCAAUGCGACACCACUUCCGCCAACAAGCGGCGCGCUGACGCCAGGUAGUGAAGCUUUCAGAGAGGACCUGGCAAGCUUCGGGCAUCAGUUUAAUGUGGCCAUGGCUGACGAAAUCAGCAGGGAAACUCUCAACGGCAUACCAAAUUCUUAUUCUAUUCAGGGGAGUGAGCACACCAGAUACUGUUACCUUAGUAACUUCAUAUGUUUGAAAAUGGAGCUGGAACCCAAAUUCACCUUCAUACCUCUCGCGCAAAAAGAAUAUGUCGGAAUAAAUGAUAAGAAAACACAGCAGUUUCUUAUGAAAUGGGGCCUGAAGGGAAAUAUCAGUAUCCAAAACUUUUGCUUCAACGAAGCCUUUCAGCCAUAUCACAAGUAUCACCUAACAGAGGCAUUUUUCAAAGACCAAACUGUGGCAAAUACGCUGAAAAUCAAAGUAGGUGAUGGUUGGAGUACUCCAGGAAUAAUUGCAUCUUCUGUGGAGACCAAACAACUGCAGUGCUCUGUCUUAAACAUGUCUUUUUUCGAUAAAUUAAAAAAUUCUAAUAAUAUAGUUUUUGAAUCUGGAUACAUUCGCAAAAGGUGCGAUAUAGAAAUCGAAGGGUUUACUACAUCCGAUAAUCUGCGAGCGAUGUUGUUAGAUGAAGAAUAUGACGAGUAUAAUUUGUAUGAAAUAAGUGAACGGGAAGAGUUUAUUUUCGCUAUUUUUCAAAUGCUGGUGUUAGGUGGUAGUUUAUGCCAAUAUGAAGAUACCAUUCAACCUUAUUUGGAUAUAACGAAAACAAUUUACAAGGAUUUAAUUAGAGUUGAAAAACAUGAAAGAUCAAACGAUUUUUUGAUCGCCACGAUGGUAUUAAAAGUAGAAGCAAGAGAUUCUUGUGGAGAUGCUUAUUUUCCACGAAAUCCUUCGCUCAAGCAAAACCUUGGGUUUUUGUUGAUAGAUUCAAGUUCUCGUCAAAUUACUACCUUUCUACAUCAAUAUGGUUAUUGUAUUUAAAAAAUACAAGAGCUGAAAAGAAAGGAUUUUUUUUACUUCACGUUUCGCAAUGAGGAUAAGAAAAUACUGAGAAAAUUAGAAUCAGAGAUUGAACGAAAGAGUGUCAUCUUUUUAUUCAGGACUCUAGCCAAUUUUUCAUCAAAUAAAUAUAUAAUUUUGAUCAGGGUGUUUACUAUAAAAUUACCAAUAAUUUUGUAUAAAAUUACAAGAA
This is a messenger RNA of Belonocnema kinseyi, 1473 nucleotides long. RefSeq names its product cilia- and flagella-associated protein 300-like. The coding region runs from base 81 to 1262 and encodes 393 amino acids. NCBI's taxonomy places the organism in Eukaryota, Metazoa, Arthropoda, Insecta, Hymenoptera, Cynipidae. The transcript is spliced from 9 exons. The record is from RefSeq and is a predicted model, not a curated record.